Molecule: messenger RNA, 978 nt
Organism: Closterium sp. NIES-65
Lineage: Eukaryota; Viridiplantae; Streptophyta; Zygnematophyceae; Desmidiales; Closteriaceae
Source: the annotation of a GenBank genome assembly
AUGUAUACUCAAUACAAGCUAUUGGAUUUGUUGGAGGGAAAGGAGAAGAUGCCGGAGGCCGCGGAGCUGAAAGGAGCGUGGAUGAAGCGAUCGUUCGAUGCGUACAUGCUCAUGGUGCAAGCGUCAUGGUCUGCCCUAGCGAUCAACCUCAACUCCCAACAACCCCAAUGGAGCGUGGAUUACAUUCGCGCGCGUAUCCUAGAGGAGGACCUGCGGCGGCGGAGUGUGGAGCGCUCGGAGGAGGGGGCUGGCUAUGGAGUUGGAGGUGGAAAGAGUGGCUUCAAGAAGAAGUGGAAGGGCAAGAACAAGGAUAACCCUAAGGAGGAUGGCGGCGGGGGUCAAGGGGAGGUGUGCUUCUACUGCAAGAAGCGCCGACAUCGUUGGCGGAAGUGCUACCAACGACCCAACGAUUGGACCCCGCCUUCAUCAGGCAACCAGCGUGGUGGCACGAGGAGUGGGGGAGUCAUGGGAGCUAGUGGAGAGGAGAAGGAUGAGGAGAAAGGCGGCAAAUCUGAGCUGCACCUUGAGGAUCUCCCUGGGUCAGAGCUGUCCAGUGACCACAGUGGCGGUGGUGAGCAGCAAGGCGCUGGUUCUGCUGCGGAGGAGGGGUUGGCGGAUGAGUCGGCACGUGUGGACUCACCAUCUCAGCCCGAGCCUGCUGCAAACGCCAAGGUCACCAAGAGGAGUGUGCAGAGAGGAGCUUCACCACAUGGGCAGCAGAUUGCAACCCGCGAGAAAAGAGUGGCAGCAGCACCCUCAAGGCUGAAGUAUAGCCGUUUGGGAGGACCCAAGCAAUGUGCCAUGGCAAUUCAGACGGAUGAGGGAGAGGAUGAGGAGAUGGCGUUCUGUUUCUUCACACCCUGGCCAGAGUUGUGCAACGGCCCACUGUGGAGCAGUUGGAGGUGGCAAAGCGCUUGGUGCGCUACCUUGGAUCAACGGCAUCUGCUGGUGUUCAGUUUUCAGUUGGCGGCCAGCUGA